AUGAUGGGCUCAGAGAAUGACGAAGAGUCCCAUCUCCAUGCUUCCAAGGAGGACAUGGAGAAUCUCUUCCUCCGCGACGAUGGCGAUCCCUUGACCAAAACCGAUGUCAACGGCGACAAAUCCAACUCUAAUUAUCGCAGCGCCAUGUCAACUCUCUCUGACUCGCGUAACCCGCUCUCGCCGCCGCCGAUUGUCGUGACUCCGGCCGAUUCCGAUCCGCUUUUCGCGCCGCCUUCGUACAGCGAUUUUCGGAGCCCCCGCUCUACUAAGCCUAAACCAAUCAACGGCGACAACAGCUCUUACAUCGACCCUCCGUCUUACGCCGACGUUCUCUUCAGCCCAUUCGAUGAGACCUCCGUCAGCGAGAUCAACGGCUCAGAUGAUGGAAGCCGUCAUAGUCAGUCCUCAGAUUCACUAUCUAGAUCUCCUUCUUCUCUGAGCUCCGAUUAUACCAAGAUCACUGUUUCCAGCCCUCAGAAAGACCAGGACACAGCAAGCUCCAUGAUUUCUGGAGGAAGCACUUACAUCACCUACCAGAUUACAACCAGAACGAAUCUCCCUGAGUACGGCGGAUCGGAAUUUAGCGUGCGGAGAAGAUUCAGAGAUGUUGUUACAUUGGCGGAUCGGUUAGCUGAGUCGUACAGAGGGUUCUGCAUCCCACCGAGGCCAGACAAGAGCGUGGUGGAGAGCCAAGUGAUGCAAAAGCAAGAGUUCGUCGAGCAGAGGAGAGUCGCUCUGGAGAAGUACUUGCGGAGGCUCGCUGCACAUCCUGUGAUCAGGAACAGCGACGAAUUGAAGGUUUUUCUUCAGGUGGAAGGGAAGCUACCAUUGCCUACGAGCACAGAUGUGGCCUCUAGGAUGUUGGAUGGUGCGGUGAAGCUGCCGAAACAGUUGUUUGGUGAAGGCGGAGGAGCCUCUGCGGUUGAGGUGGCUCAGCCGGCUAGAGGAGGUAGAGAUCUGCUGAGGUUGUUCAAAGAGCUUAGACAGUCAGUGUCUAAUGACUGGGGUGGAUCAAAACCAGCCGUUGUGGAAGAAGAUAAAGAGUUCUUGGAGAAGAAGGAGAAAAUGCAUGAUCUUGAGCAACAGAUCAUUAAUGCUUCACAACAGGCUGAGUCUCUUGUGAAGUCACAGCAAGACAUGGGGGAGACAAUGGGGGAAAUGGGAUUAGCAUUCAUUAAGCUGACGAAAUUCGAGAACGAAGAAGCUGUCUUCAAUUCUCAGAGAGCUCGUGCCAAUGAUAUGAAGAAUUUAGCCACUGCUGCUGUAAAAGCAAGCAGGUUUUACAGAGAGCUGAAUUCUCAGACGGUCAAGCAUUUGGACACACUUCAUGAUUACCUUGGCCUAAUGAUGGCGGUUCAGGGAGCGUUUGCAGAUAGAUCUAGUGCUUUACUGACAGUGCAGACGCUUCUGUCUGAGAUUUCUUCAUUGGAAGGAAGAGCGGAGAAGCUAGAAGCUGCAUCAUCCAAGAUAUUUGGCGGUGACAAAUCAAGAAUUAAGAAAAUAGAAGAGAUAAAAGAAACCAUCAAGGGCACUGAAGACGCCAAGCAUGUUGCAAUCAGGGAGUACGAGCGCAUCAAGGAAAAUAACUGGUCCGAAGUUGAAAGGCUUGACAGAGAAAGGAGUGCAGACUUCUUGAAUAUGAUGAAAGGGUUUGUUGUUAAUCAGGUUGGAUAUGCAGAGAAGAUCGCUAAUGUGUGGACAAAGGUGGCAGAGGAGACGAGUCAAUACGCUAGAGAGAGCUCUUAA
This is a messenger RNA of Microthlaspi erraticum, 1746 nucleotides long. The record is from the annotation of a GenBank genome assembly. Lineage: Eukaryota; Viridiplantae; Streptophyta; Magnoliopsida; Brassicales; Brassicaceae.